Molecule: messenger RNA, 873 nt
Organism: Gastrolobium bilobum
Lineage: Eukaryota; Viridiplantae; Streptophyta; Magnoliopsida; Fabales; Fabaceae
Product: thioredoxin-like protein CXXS1
Exons: 3
Coding region: 1-615 (204 amino acids)
Source: RefSeq, a predicted model, not a curated record
AUGGCGUUUGACAGUCAUAAUGACUGUAAUGAUUGGAUUAUUGACACUAGAGCAUCGUUUCAUAUGACACCUCAUAGGGAGUGGUUCUGCACCUAUGAAUCGUAUUCUGGCGGUACAGUUAGAAUGGGAGAUGACACGACUCAUGCAAUUGUGGGGCGUGGGAAGGUAAAGCUGAAGAUGAGUGACGGGACAGUCAAGAAUCUACCGGGUGUGAUGCAUAUUCCGGGGCUUACCAUAAAUCUGAUCUCCGUUGGUAGUAUGGCAGAUGCUGGUAGAAAAGAGACGUUAGGUAACUUUUCUACUUACUGGUUGAAAAUACCCCAGGAGGAUUGCACAGUUGUGGUUCAUUUCUCUGCUUACUGGUGCAUGCCUUCUAUAGCUAUGAAUCCUUUCUUCAAAGAACUGGCCUCCACCUAUCAAGAUGUUCUUUUUCUAAACGUGGAUGUGGAUGAAGUUAAGGAAGUUGCCUCCAACUUGGAAAUCAAAGCCAUGCCUACCUUUUUGUUGAUGAGUGGAGGAGCUCCAGUGGAUAAAACUGUGGGUGCAAAUCCUGAUGAGAUAAGGAAAAGGAUUGAUCGAUUGAUUCACCAAACUCAUUACUCCAAUUCAAUAUGACGCAUGAAAACAUUGAAAAGAGUUUGCCAUAGCUGUAAAUAAUGGGCAAACAUUGAAAAGAUGAUGAGGACAGUGCAACUGCUACGAUGAUGAGGGAUUUGGGAGAGACUAAUUGGACAGAUGAUGAGCUGAACACCCCAACUACUUGAUGACUCCAUUUAAUUUUUUUUUUUUUUUUGAUAACAGACUCCAUUUAAUUUUCAGUGCAACUGCUAUGUGUUGUUAGAAAUUGAUGUAAGUUACUUUUGUUGUAUAAGC